AUGGCAGCACCACUUGACUCUGCUUGGAAGAUUAUUCCAACCUUUGAAUCACAAUCAAUACAAAAGACUAUCGAAUUUUAUGUCGAUUUCCUUGGUUUUGAGCUGGGUGGAGUAAAGCCUGAGGAUGGACAUCCUUCCGAGUACAACUUCUGCUCAGUUUUUGCGGGCGAACGAGCUGCGGCGAAUAUCUGCUUCUUCAAGUCGAAGGAUGAUUCCGUCAGACCAUGCUCCGCCUAUAUCGCUCUGGGCACCGAGCAGCUAGACAUGCUGUACAAUACUAUCAAGGUUAAGAGGAGCGAUGUGAUACAGGACGCUGUUCAGGAUCAGCCGUGGGGUUAUCGGCAGUUUGCUAUCACGGAUCCUGACGGGAACACGUUGACCUUUUUCAGAUUCCUAGAGGGUGGGAAUCCCGGUGAGGAGUAG
Messenger RNA from Fusarium pseudograminearum CS3096, 423 nucleotides. RefSeq lists its product as uncharacterized. The coding region runs from base 1 to 423 and encodes 140 amino acids. NCBI's taxonomy places the organism in Eukaryota, Fungi, Ascomycota, Sordariomycetes, Hypocreales, Nectriaceae. The record is from RefSeq and is a predicted model, not a curated record. The transcript has a single exon.